Molecule: messenger RNA, 1563 nt
Organism: Plasmodium coatneyi
Lineage: Eukaryota; Apicomplexa; Aconoidasida; Haemosporida; Plasmodiidae
Exons: 1
Coding region: 1-1563 (520 amino acids)
Source: RefSeq, a predicted model, not a curated record
AUGCUUUUAGUAAACGCAAGUGCCAGGAUCAGAUAUGCUGUGAAUCUCACCCUAUUCUUUUUCUUUACAAAAAUAGUAAUUUGCGUUUUAUGUAAACAUAACAAUACCCUACGCAAUAGCAACAUUUUCCGCCAUAAGAGCAAAAAAAUCUUCCAUGUAGACCUCGUCCGAUCUGAAAAAAAAAUUCCCAAGUGUGCAACCUUUAUCUAUUUUAACAGUCCAUACAAAAAAAUAGACGUCACAGAAAAAGAACAUAAACUCAAUGAUGACUUGAAAAACAUCAUCCUUCUGUUUGGGAGAAUUGCCGAACCGUAUUACCCCAAGACAGCUGAACAGUUCAAUUUUUACAAAGAACCCUACAGUAAAUAUAUCCAUACAGGUGAAAAUACGAGUAACACAAAAUGGAAACACGUUUUUAAGGAUCAUAAAAAAAUUAAUAAAACAAUUUUCCAUGAAAAAGUUUGCCAACUCAAAUUUAAAUGGCCAAUUAACGAAGAUGAAAAUAUUACGGAAAAUAACUUCUACAAUUUCGUCAUAGAAAAAUGCCUGAACAAUAUUAACAUUGUAAAAAAUAAUAUCCACCAUUUGAAGCUCCUUCUCACCAAAGCCAUAGAAAGUAAGAAGGAACCUGCAGGGAGAGGCGACAAGCAGGGCACCCCAGUCGAGGAACAGCGAAAACUCUUCCUCCAUAAUUUGUACGACGAACUGGAGAAAGAAUUCUUCAGCGAAAAUGAAGACACCGAGCAGGGAGAGAGACGGAAUGCGGACCAACAAGGGGACCCCCUCGAAAGAGACAGACGUAGGAGAAAAAUCUUGGAAAAACUGGAAAAUUUGCACCUAAGCGAUAUUUUUAAACAACACAACAGAUCCUACACAAGACUCCUUGUUAACGAAAUUUUUAACAAAGAAUAUCCAUCCAAAAGGACGACAGAUUUAUUCCUUCAUUUACUUUUCCAAACAAAUGUAGAAGAAUUUUCGUAUGAACAUUUUAUAACAUGCCUGAACAGGCUAGGAAAAAAAAUUGAGCUCUUCACAUGCAAUUACAAUUCCAACAUUCACUUUGAUCACUUUUUUUUUCUCAUGAAAAAUGAAUUUAAAAAAAACUCCAUGCAGCUGAAAAAAAAAAAAGCGUGUUCUGCAAAAAUUGCAAAAGCGAAAAGGGAUUACAGUAACGACCCAAGGAAAAGCCUAUCUGCGCAAGGAAAGAAAAAUAGACUCAUCCAACACAGACAUAACAGUGUAACAGAAUGUGGGAAAAAAAAAAGGAAACAAAAUUCGCUUAUCAUACAGCAUGAUGUCAUCGGCAACCAGUUUAAUGACACACAGUGUAAUGUGAAAAAUGAAGACCACUUGCACCAACUCGAAGGUCUGGAUACUCGACAGGCAAAUUUUAUAACUCCUCCCACCUUGAACACGGAGGAAAAUGCAAAGGAAGGUAAAAAGAUGCUCACCGAUGACAUGCAGACCAAUUCCCAAACCGUGGGUACCAACCUGAAGAGUACAGUAAUUCGGCUAUUUAACUACAUCGUCAACAGCAUAAAAAAAAUGGCCCCUAAUGGGUAA